AUCGAGAUUCCAUUCGAAUGGCGUCGAUGGCGUCAACUAGUGAACAAAGUACUUGUUUAAACAUUUUUAACAUAUAUAUAUCUUUCUCUUUUUCAUUUUCUAUCAAUAUUAUAUUUUAGAGUAAAAUAAUUAAUAAUUAGUGAAGUGAAAACAUCAAUGAAUGCAAUAGUGAUUUGUUUCUAAUUUGACUGUUACAAAAGAAUUUAUUUUACCGAUGCGACAAUAUGUACGGUUUGGUGGAGCUUCUCAUCUUUUGCGGUGUUCUCUAUUAUUUAUUUAAUGACAGAGCUAAUAACAUGGUGGAUGUAAUGUCAACACGUUUGCAUGAAGUCUAUGCAAAAUGGGAAAGGCAAACAGAAGUGCCAAGAAAUUUGGAUUCUAAUACACCUCGACUUUCCCUCGGUGGACUUCGGCGAGCAGGUCAACAAAUGCAGAGAAAAAGAUUUCAAAAUAAGGAACAAGCACGAAAAGUUCGAGAGGCUAGUUUAUUUAAAAUUAAAGAAUCUGAACCAAUUGCUGCUCAAACUACAAGAACAACACCAUUUUUCUUCUACUGCUGCAGUAGUUGCACACCGUCCUCAAGGGAUUCAUUGGUUAAUAAAAUUUCAACUCAAUAUCAAACACAUGGCAAUAAUAUUCUUCUCGUGAAAUCGGGUUCAACUGUUUUCAGUAAAAUUUGCAAUUGUAUAAGCCAAGUCUACAAUUUCAAAAAAUAUGACUAUCCUCAAGUAACGGAAACCGUAUUGAACGAUGAGAGAUUACAGGAAGCAAUAAAAUUAACAGCAACUGAAAAUGCAGCUCACGAAGGUGGAAAUGAAGAGGAUGAAAUAAAAAAGGCAAAAGAAAGGGCAAAGCAAAUUUUAUUAAAAAUGCAAAGUAGCUUGAGCGAUAAAGUUUUAAGGAUAGUUGCAUGGCUUUGUUUUAAAGUACUUCCAUGUUUUAUACAAUCAGCCGUUGUUCAACCAUCGCAAAUUGAAAUGCUUCAAAAAGCAAAUGACACAGGAUUACCAUUGAUUUUUAUUCCUUUACAUCGAAGUCAUUUGGAUUACAUUAUGACGACAUUUAUUCUCUUGUGUAAUAAUAUCAAAUCACCAUUAGUUGCUGCUGGCGAUAAUCUUCGAAUUCCCUUUUUCGGGUGGCUUUUAAGCGGUUUAGGGGCAUUUUUCAUAAAAAGACGAAUUGAUCCUGUUCAGGGGAAGAAGGAUAAACUUUAUAGGGCAACAUUGCAUACAUAUAUAAUGGAAUGUUUGCGAGCUGGUCAUAAUAUUGAGUUCUUUGUCGAAGGCGGAAGAACGAGAACGGGAAAACCGUGUAUGCCAAAGGGAGGAGUUCUUAGUGUAAUUAUUGAUGCCUAUAUGGAUGGUACGAUAGAAGAUGCAUUAUUAGUUCCCAUGUCAAUAAAUUAUGAGCGUUUAGUUGAUGGAAAUUUUGUUCGCGAACAAUUGGGUCAACCGAAGAAAAUGGAAUCUUUUAAAUCGGCAAUUAAGGCAAUGUGGACAACAUUUAUGGGAAAUUAUGGCAUUGUCAAAGUUGAUAUUUGUCAGCCAUUCUCAUUGAGGGAGAUGCUAAAGUUUUUCCAAAAGCAGCAAACGAGAUUAAAUCCUACGAAUAAUGAUCCUUCACAAAAAUGUUUAAAGUACUCAAUGUCGAGUUCUUCUCUAUUUGGUACAGACGUUGUUGUAGAAGAUCGACAAUUAGUUGAAAGUAUAGCGCGACAUAUCGUUUAUGAUGGCUCAAAAUCAACGCCAAUUAUGUCUACAAAUGUAAUCGCUUUUUUGCUACUUUACAAAUUUCGAGACGGUUGUACGUUGGAUGAUUUAGUUGAGGCUCUUGAUUCAAUGAGACAAGAAUUGGAAUUUGCAAAAAGGGAUGUAGCCUUUUCGGGUGAAAGUAUUGAUGUCAUAAAUCAUGCUCUGGAUAUUUUGGGGCCUGGUUUAGUAAAGCAACAAAGACAGGAAGUCACUGAAACGGUUAAUCAUCAAAUAAUAAAAUCAGCGUUUAGAACUGCGAUACAGCCAAUUUCAAUUCUUCCAAAUGUAAUCGAGCUCUCAUACUAUGGAAACACAAUGGUUUUGCAUUAUAUUUUAGAAAGUAUUGUUGUGACAGCGUUGUAUGCAGACCUAAAAUCCAAAAUAAAUGAUCCGAGAGCAAUUGCUGAAAAUAAUAUAAUAAUAUUUCAAGACAAUUUGGUGGAGAGAGCACUUGAAGUCUGUGAUAUUCUUAAGUAUGAAUUUAUUUUCUGUAGGCCAUGCCAGGAAUUGGAGCACGUAUUAGUUGACGUGAUUCGUAGUCUAUGUACAUCUGGCAUUAUUUCAUUAAUUGAAGAAUCAUAUUUACAAGAGGAAAUAUGGAGUAGAAGAUAUGCGAAAACAUUUGACGAUAGCUCAGACGAAGAAUACUCUAAUGUUAAUCGCACAAAAAAAAUUCAGUACAAACUUAGUCUAAUUCCGGAGCAUUCAGACCGCAUGGAAUUUCUCCAUAGAAUAUCGAGACCUUUAAUAGACACUUACACGUUUAGUGCAUUUUCAUUAAAAAAAUUGGUGAGCCGCUCUUUGCAAGAGAAAGAGUUCCUUCAAGAAAUUUUAACUGAAAUUAAAACCAAUAUCGAUGGAGGUGCAAUUAGUUAUGGUGAAAGUCUAUCGAUUGAUCCAGUGAAAAAUUCUCUGAAACUCUUUGAAAAAUGGAAUGUCCUUGAAUGUUACGCACAAGAUAAGACAAAAUUAUUUUACUUAAAGGAUGAAUACGAUGACGAUGUUGCCAUAAACAGAAUAUAUGAGAAAAUAGCGGCUUACAAAUGGACGCGUAGCGUUGAUUGAGAUAGUGGAAAAUAAAACUUUUUUUUUU
Molecule: messenger RNA, 2844 nt
Organism: Leptopilina boulardi
Lineage: Eukaryota; Metazoa; Arthropoda; Insecta; Hymenoptera; Figitidae
Gene: mino
Product: glycerol-3-phosphate acyltransferase 1, mitochondrial
Exons: 13
Coding region: 225-2816 (863 amino acids)
Cellular component (GO): mitochondrial membrane
Source: RefSeq, a predicted model, not a curated record